This is a messenger RNA of Marasmius oreades (fairy-ring Marasmius), 429 nucleotides long. RefSeq lists its product as uncharacterized. The transcript is spliced from 3 exons. The coding region runs from base 1 to 429 and encodes 142 amino acids. The record is from RefSeq and is a predicted model, not a curated record. NCBI's taxonomy places the organism in Eukaryota, Fungi, Basidiomycota, Agaricomycetes, Agaricales, Marasmiaceae.
AUGUCCGCCCCUUCGUCAACGCCAAAUUGGACCAUAUCCACGCGGAGAAGGUCAAAGCCCUAUCGAAAACGACUGACAGCCAUUCUCGCUUGCUCUGCCAUAUCUCCAACGCUGGACAUGUUCGACUUCAGUAUGCUCCAUGCUCAGCUUUCCGAUACUCCGAAAUCCUCCAUUCUAGCUCACUGUAUGAGUGAGGAGGAGUUUACAUCGUUCGAAUUCAUCCCUUUGCGCAAAAUGAACCGAGGGAGAGACGAACCCAUUCCAUUCUUCGCAAACGCUACACAAAACAUUGAUGGCACCAGCUCGGCGACAGGAAAACGGUCAACGCCCGUUUUUACCCGAUCUGGUUCAACAGAAAGUUUGAGUUUAAUUUCUUUAGGAGGUCCGUCCGCAAUCGAUACGAGGACCAUCACGGCGCGUCCGUCGUAA